AUGUCGGUAUCUAUAUUACCUGGUCCACAAGCUCUUUCUCAAUUUAGAGUGGAUAAUUUAACCAAGGACAUCAACAGAAUCUCAAAUAGUACAGCUAUCAUACAAGAAAUUCGUUCCUGUUAUAUUCACUAUGUUGAUGCAAAUGUUACUUCCUUGUCAAAUAAGGAGUCGGAUUUAUUGCAAGUUCUCUUAACCUACGAUUCAGCAUUGAAUGUGGAAGAUGAUCAGUAUUCAAAGAUUCUAUAUGAUUCAGUAAGGAAUAAUACAAGCUCAGCCCAAUUGAUAGAUCCAGACACAUACUUAAUUAGAAUUGUUCCAAGAAAAGGUACAAUUUCACAAUGGUCUUCUAAGGCGACUAAUAUUGCGCACGUUUGUGGAUUGAAAGGUAAAGUCAACCGUAUUGAAAGAGGCCUUGCAUUAUUAAUCAAGACGAUACCAAAUUUUCCAUUAUCAGACAGCUUAGAUAAUAUCUCCUUGAAAUCUGUCUUUGAUAGAAUGACUCAAGCUUUAUACAUUGGUGACAUUCCUAAAGUAUCAGACCUUUUUACUCAUGAUGUUCCAAGACCAUUGGUUACCGUGCCACUUUCAUCUACAGCAACGACGUCUUCACACGAUCCAACCUCUAUUCUAAGACAGGCAAAUACUACUCUAGGUUUAGCUUUAGAUGAAGGUGAAAUAAGUUAUUUGGUAAAUGCAUUUGUUACUAUUAUGAAAAGGGAUCCUACCGAUGUAGAAUUAUUUAUGUUUGCUCAAGUGAAUUCAGAACAUUGUCGUCAUAAGAUUUUUAAUGCUAACUGGUGCAUUGACAACAAAGCAAUGGAAAAUACUUUGUUUGGAAUGAUAAGAAAUACACACAAGAUUUCAAACAACCAUACAAUUAGUGCCUAUUCCGACAAUGCCGCGGUCAUUGGUACAGAUAAUCAAGCAUAUUAUUUUGCACCAAAUCCUCUAUCUAAAGAAUGGAAUUCGAAGAAGGAAAAUGUCCCUAUGUUAAUCAAGGUUGAAACUCAUAAUCAUCCAACUGCUGUAUCUCCAUUUCCUGGUGCAGCUACAGGGUCUGGCGGUGAAAUUAGAGACGAAGGUGCCACUGGUAGAGGUUCCAAAUCUAAAUGUGGUCUAAGUGGCUAUUCAGUCUCUGAUUUAUUGAUUCCAGGUUUCGAACAACCCUGGGAGUUAAAUGUUGGCAAACCAAAUCAUAUUGCUUCUCCAUUAGACAUUAUGAUCGAGGCACCUUUAGGUUCUGCAGCUUUCAAUAAUGAAUUUGGUAGACCGUGUAUUAAUGGUUAUUUCAGGACAUUAACAACCGAAGUCACUAAUACCGAUAAUGAAAAAGAAGUAAGAGGUUUCCACAAACCAAUUAUGCUUGCUGGUGGUCUUGGUACAGUCAGACCAAACUUUGCCUUAAAGAAUUGUCCAAUAACCCCAGGCUCCUGUUUAAUAGUCCUUGGCGGAGAAUCAAUGCUGAUUGGCCUUGGUGGAGGUGCUGCCUCUUCUGUUGCUUCUGGAGAAGGCUCAGCUGACUUAGACUUUGCUUCUGUUCAAAGAGGUAAUCCAGAAAUGGAACGUCGUUGUCAACAAGUCAUUGAUUCCUGCAUUGCGUUAGGAGAUGAAAACCCAAUCCAAUCAAUCCAUGAUGUUGGUGCUGGUGGUUUAUCGAAUGCUUUGCCUGAGUUAGUCCACGAUAAUGAUUUAGGUGCCAAGUUUGACAUAAGAAAGGUCCUGUCCUUAGAAAAGGGUAUGUCACCAAUGGAAAUAUGGUGUAAUGAAUCUCAAGAGCGUUAUGUUUUAGGUGUAUCUCCAAAAGACCUGACUGUAUUCGAAGAGAUUUGUAGAAGAGAAAGAGCACCUUUCUCCGUGGUUGGACAUGCUACUGCUGAACAGAGACUAUUGGUGGAAGACUCACUAUUAAAAACAACACCUAUCGAUCUAGAAAUGUCUUUGUUAUUCGGAAAACCCCCAAAAAUGUCAAGAAAUGUUAUUACGGAACCAUUGAGAUUACCAGCUGGUGACCUCGCUGCUGUUUCAUCCUUGGACGAGGCUAUAACUAGGGUUUUAAAGUUACCAUCGGUAGGGUCAAAAUCCUUCUUAAUUACUAUAGGUGACAGAUCUGUUACAGGAUUAGUCGACAGGGACCAAUUUGUUGGUCCAUGGCAGGUACCUGUUGCUGAUGUCGGUGUGACUGCAACUUCUUUAGGAGAUUCUGUUGUCAAAAGUGGUGAAGCCUUGGCCAUGGGUGAAAGACCAACAACUGCUUUAGUUUCUGCUGCUGCCUCAGCAAAACUAUGUGUCGCAGAAUCAUUAUUGAAUUUAUUUGCUGCUGAUGUGAAAAGUUUAGAAUACGUUAAUUUGUCAGCAAACUGGAUGGCGCCAGCCUCUCACAAGGGUGAGGGAUCCAAAUUAUAUGAAGCAGUUCAAGCUAUUGGUUUAGAUUUAUGCCCAGCACUUGGUGUUGCGAUCCCGGUUGGUAAAGAUUCCAUGUCUAUGAAAAUGAAAUGGGCUGAUAAGGAAGUCACUGCUCCUCUAUCGUUGAACAUUACUGCGUUUGCGCCUGUUAAUAAUACAUCGAAGACAUGGACCCCGGUGCUAGAUAAAACUAGAGAAGAUUCUGUUCUUGUACUGGUCGAUUUAGCUUCUUUACAAGAUGUGAAAUCACUUGGUGGCUCCGCAUUACUACAAGUUUACAAACAAGUAGGAAACACUUCUCCAACAGUCCAUGAUUCCAACAUUUUGAGAAAUUUCUUGAAUGCCAUCAUCGCGCUACAUAAUGAAGAUGACAUAGUUCUAUCUUAUCAUGAUAGAUCUGAUGGUGGUUUAUUGGUAACUUUGUUAGAAAUGGCCUUUGCUUCAAGAUGUGGUUUGGAAAUUUCAACUGAAGCCGCCAAUCUCCAGGAUGCACUAGUACAUCUAUUUAAUGAAGAACUUGGUGCCGUUUUCCAGAUUGUCUCGAAUAAAUUGGAUUCCUUCAAGUCUAUUUUGAACAAAAGUGGGGUGCCAUCUGAGUAUAUAAGUGUUGUUGCUAAACCAAGCUUCAAGUCUCACAAUAUCAAAAUCAUUAAUAGAAAGGGGAAAGAAAUUUACUUGAAAAAAAGAGAUGAAUUACAAGAGGUCUGGAGUUCUACUUCAUUUGAGAUACAAAGGUUGAGAGAUAAUCCAAAGACUGCUGAAGAGGAAUUUUCUUCCAUAAAUGAUGAUAAUGACCCUGGGUUGCAUUACAGUUUGACGUUCGACCCAACUGAUGAUUUGGAGAUCCCAAGACUUCUUAAUGUCUCUAGACCACAGGUUGCCAUCCUAAGGGAGCAAGGUGUCAAUGGUCAAAUGGAAAUGGCUUGGUGUUUCCAACAAGCUGGUUUCACUUCAAUUGAUGUUACGAUGACUGACUUGAUCGAAGAAAGAUUCAACUUAAGUGAAUUUGUUGGUUUUGCGGCGUGUGGUGGUUUCUCGUACGGUGAUGUUCUUGGUGCUGGUGCUGGUUGGGCCAAGUCAGUUUUGUAUCAUGAAAAUGUUAGAGAGCAAUUCGUUGAUUUUUUCCAAGUAAGAAAAGAUACUUUUGCAUUUGGUGCUUGUAAUGGUUGUCAAUUUUUAAGUAGAUUAAAAGACAUUAUUCCAGGCUGUGAAAAUUGGCCAACAUUUGAAAGAAACUAUAGUGAACAAUACGAAGCACGUGUUUGUAUGGUCAAGAUAAAUGACGAGCAAGAUCGUGCUCGGGGCCAAAUGAGCGUGUUCUUAGAUGGUAUGACGGGGUCAUCAUUACCAAUUGCAGUUGCUCAUGGUGAAGGUAGAGCAGCAUUUAACUCUGCUGAGGAGGCGAUGAAUUUCAACAAGCAAAAUAUGGCAGUAGUGAGAUAUAUUGAUAAUUAUGGCAAUGUUACUGAAAGGUUCCCAUUCAAUCCAAAUGGGUCUCCAGAUGGUAUUGCUGGUAUUAAGUCACCUAAUGGGAGGGUUUUAGCUAUGAUGCCUCAUCCUGAGAGGGUGUGUAGACUAGAGGCCAAUUCUUGGUAUCCAAAGGGUAAAUAUGAAGAGUGGGAAGGAUAUGGUCCUUGGAUAAGAUUAUUCAGAUCUGCUAGAAAAUGGGUCGGUUAA
Molecule: messenger RNA, 4080 nt
Organism: Kazachstania africana CBS 2517
Lineage: Eukaryota; Fungi; Ascomycota; Saccharomycetes; Saccharomycetales; Saccharomycetaceae
Gene: ADE6
Product: phosphoribosylformylglycinamidine synthase
Exons: 1
Coding region: 1-4080 (1359 amino acids)
Biological process (GO): 'de novo' IMP biosynthetic process
Molecular function (GO): phosphoribosylformylglycinamidine synthase activity
Source: RefSeq, a predicted model, not a curated record